UCCCUCCUCCGGCGCAGCUCAGUGAGCGCAGCGCUUCACACGCGCCCACCAGUUUGCCGGUCGUCCUAAAACUUCACUGUGGCGUUUGCGGCUUCAACUUGGGUUCGUCAAAACUUCGUGCGGUCUCGACAUCAUGCUGGAUUGAGCCCGCGGAACGUCGCUGCUCGGCCGGAGGAGGUGUGAAGUGCCUCCGCUCAGGUUCAAAGAUCCCAUCAUGCAGCAGAUCCGCUGAUUAGAGGGGGUGAGAUCCGUUUCCUACAGGACUGCAGUGUUUGCACAGUGACCCGAAGGCCAGCGAAGAGGUCACAGAUGAUCCGGGCACCAUGGAUAUCGGCAACGAUGUGGAUCUCUCCAACAAAAACAUCACCCCGCUGUGGAGACCCCGAGGGGACAUUCGUCAAAACCACCACGACUCAAGCAAACCAAAACCCCGACCCCUCAGCUGCCACACGAAUGGGGUCAUGACGACGGACUUCCCCGUGGAGGACAACAAGUGCUCCUUCACCCUGAGCCAACCCGCCGAGAGGCUGGUGGUCGCCGCCCCGAGACGGGGCGAGAACACUGUGGUGCUGAAGCACGUUCUGCACAAACCCUCGAGGAAAUCCCGCGUCGUCCGAAGCAUCAGCAUCGGCCACCUCUCCCACGGACUCUUCUCGCUGGCCAAAUUUCGGUCUGAGGAUAGAGCCGCUACACUGGACAAUAGAGUGUGUAACGGAGAUGGGCAGGAAACCAGUAACAGGGGGCCAGCGUGGCAGGAAAAGGACCGCCAGAAACGCUCCUCCAACAUCUUCAGCAUGGGCUCGCGGAGAGAGCAGAAAGCAUUCGGGACGAGUUCCCGCUCGUCUGUUGUCAAUGCGUCUCCCGUCCUCUCUCAACGCACGCCCAACAACAACAACAACAACUACAACUCCCGAGAACUCUCCUCCCUUUCCUACGCAUCCAGCCCCUCUCCUCCCGCCCGGCGCACCCCCACGCCCUCACACAGCUCCACUUCCAGCAUCCCCUCCCUCUCCUCCCUCACCUCCUCGGACCCCCCGACCCCGCGCUCCCCGUCGCCAGCCGACAGAGGACGAGAGGACAGAGGGCGGGCGCCCUUUAGGCCGCCCCCGCUCUCGCCGGCCUCCUCGCAGGACGCCAGGCACGCGUCUUCCUCUUCCUCCAUCUCCUUCGCCUCGCUUUCUCCUUCGCUCUCCCCGUCGAUCUCUCCCUCUCCCUCGCCCUCCGUCGUCCUCAGCACCCACAGCCCCGCUGCCCUGAAGAUGGGCACGCAGCAGCUCAUUCCCAAGGGUUUGGCGUCUGACGUUCGGCAAAGCAAGGCGCCUCCCCCCGAGCCCCAAGGCCAAGGCGUAACGGGCUCGCUGGGGUCGGAUCCUUCAAAGCGGGCGUUAAAGGCCCUCAGCAUGGUAGAGACAGGGACAUACUUCUCUACGGGUGGGGGUCACUCCGAGGGGGCGGAUGGGGAAACGGAGAGCCCCGGGACGCUGAAGAGGGGGCUGAGGAGUACUUCCUACAGGAGGGCAGUUGUGAGUGGAGUAGACAUGGAGGUGCCGUCGGUAGACGCCAAUCGGUUGUCCCAGUCCGUCAUCCGGUGGUUGGAUGAGGAUAGGACGGAUUCACCGUUCAGCCCAGCAAGUCCUGGAGCUACAAGCCACCAAAGCCCAGGUACCGCUGAGCCCGCCAGCCCCGGGACACCCAAACUGGCCGUCCACAAGGUUUCAAAGCCUGCUGGCCCUGGGAGUGAAAAGCCGACCAGCACGGGGAUAAACAAGAGUGCAGACAAGAAAAAGCUUUUAACCACUCAGCGGACGUUUGACAGUGAGGAGGAAGAGCUGUACCAGAACUACCAAGAGAAGGCCUUACAUAAUGACUCGGACGAGGAUGCCGAUUCCAGAGAAGCCAAACCUGACAACGGCAUCGUGGUGCAGUACAGACCCAUCCGCACCUCCUGGAGCCAGCUCAGUGUGGUGAAGAGAAGUGGUCUUUCUGAACGGAUGACUCAGGACGAACGCAAAAGACAAGAGUCCAUUUUUGAGGUGAUCUCGUCCGAGCACUCGUACCUCCACAGUCUGGAGAUCCUGAUCCGCAUGUUCAAGAACUCUGCAGAUCUCAGCGAGGCCAUGACCAAGACCGAACACCACCACCUCUUCUCCAACAUCACCGACGUCUGUGAGGUCAGCAAAAAGUUCUUCAAGGAGUUGGAGGAGAGACACCAACAGAACAUUGUGAUCAAGGACAUCAGCGACAGUGACAAGCGCGCUCAGUCCAACUUUUCCCGCGUCACAUAUUGCUCCAACGAGGUCUACCAGCAAAGAACCCUGCAGAGGCUGGUGUCCAAGAAUCCAGUUUUUAAGGAGGUGCUGACCAGGAUAGAGAGCCACCCAGACUGCAGGAACCUCCCGAUGAUCUCCUUCCUCAUCCUGCCCAUGCAGAGGAUCACUCGCCUCCCACUGCUCAUGGAUACAAUUUGUCAGAAGACUCCAAAAGACUCUGCACAAUACGAAGAGUGUAAGAAGGCUUUACAAGCAGUCAGCAAGGUGGUACGAAAGUGCAAUGAGGGAGCUCGCACAAUGGAGAGAACAGAGAUGAUGUACACCAUCAACUCUCAGCUGGAGUUCAAGAUCAAGCCUUUCCCCCUGGUCUCAUCCUCCAGGUGGAUGGUAAAGAGAGGAGAACUGACUGCCUUUGUGGAAGACAGCGGCAUCUUCCUCAAACGGACAUUGCGGCAGCAGGUUUAUUUCUUCCUCUUCAAUGAUGUUCUCAUCGUCACGAGGAAGAAGAGUGACGAGAGCUACUCUGUGAUCGACUACGCUCUGAGGGACCAGAUCUCGGUGGGUUCCUGCCAGCCGCAGGAUCUCAACCUGUCACCGGUCAGAAGCACCGCCAGCAUGCUGAGCCCGCGGCAAGCUGGCGCCAACCACCUCUUCCGUCUGCGUUUCCGUAGCAACCACUCCGACGAAAAGGUGCCCAUGGUGCUGGGGACGGAGUUGCUGAAUGAGCGUGCGCGGUGGAUCAGCGCCCUGGGCCAGAAUGUCAACAGCAGCAAGAGUCAGGACAGAACCAACGUCAUGCAGGUGGAGGUGAUCAGAACGUACACAGCCAAGCAGCCGGAUGAGUUGUCCCUGCAGGUGGCGGAUGUGGUGCUGGUUUCGCAGACCGUAGAGGACGGGUGGUAUGAAGGUGAGCGACUGCGCGACGGAGAAAGGGGGUGGUUCCUCGCAGAGUGCGCCCAACCAAUCACGUGCCAGGCCACCAUCGAGCGCAACAUGCAGCGGAUGGACCGCCUGCAGGGGUUGGAGACCAAUGUAUGAGCCGGAUGUGCUUAAAAAACAACAACAACAACAACAACACAGCGGGCUUUUCUCAGCGAUCCCAAACAAAUACGUUCAGUAGCAACGUCGCCGACCUGCCUUUCAGGGGCCAGGUGGACGCGGCGGGGCUCACAGUGGGAUGAAGAAGCAGCACGUAGCUCUUGACACGUCAGCGUUCACGCCGAACACAAGACGAAGAAGAGAUUGCUGAUCGCAAUUGUGGGUGGAGGCGGUUACAUUCUUUCAUUACUGGCUCAGCGAAUAGACGUCACACGCAGAGUCACUUCCCCGCUACUCAACAGCUUUUGGUGUGAAAUUUGUAAAUAUUUUUACCCCAACGUACUUUUCGACGAGCGCUAUGCGAUAAUUGGAACUACGGAAUCACCAAAGGAGGUGAAGUAGACACCAGCGGCGUGGAGAUGACAGCCGCCUGAUGUGUGCUCUGUUAAUGAGGAUCUUCGGGCCGUGUAAUUAGGAGCUUGUAACUAGGAAGAUGUUGACUGUGAAGGAGAUAAUAAGGAUAGACGGAGGAAUUGGGAGCUUCUUCACAGCGUGUUAGUGUAGAAGUUUCAGUAGCAUCAGAGACCAUUACAUCUAUGAGGAAGUUUGGUUAGAAAAAUGAAGGCGACGUGGCUUCAACUGAAUGUCCGAAUCAAUUGAAUGAGGAUUACGGUUCUUUGUAUAAUCUCAAGACAUCAGUGAUGUUAAGUAGAAGGGCCGGGCAUCCGUCCUCUAGCUCGCUGUCUGUCCCCGCCAUGAAUCAGGCUCUACAUUUGUGUCACAGAUCCCAUUCUUCUUCCCAUUGACUCAUUGAGUUGGACAGCAUGAAAUAUCACGUGCCCUGGAGGCCAGCCAAGGGGUGUAAAUAUCCUCCCCCCCCCCCCCCCAUCCCCCACCCUAAGGAUUUAUAACUGAUGUUACAGAGGCAAGCUGAAUUCAUGUGUAUGUGUGUGUGUGUGUGUGUGUGUGUGUGCGCGCUGAUGGGGCGACCGGAAAAGAAGCGCAGCCCUGCUUUUAAUGUGAUCGUCCAACAUGAGUCAUCCUUUUUUUUUAAAAAGUGUUGCCAUGGCGAGCCAAAGGAAACGAAUGGCUUGGUCAGAGCGUGGCGGUAACACCAUCCAUUAAGCUCACUGCUCCGGCCCAACCCAAAGUGACAACCUCAACCGGUGGGCUACAUGGGGGCGGGGGGGGGGACACGGGUAUCCAGGUGAAGCUUUGCAUUUGCACUCAGGGAAAAUUAGCUCUGCGAUACCACGCGUAAGCAUGAAAUUAUCUUUAUUUCGAUGACUUCCUGUACUUAUUUACUAUUGUAAAUCAUCUGUGUAUAUGUAAAGCCGCCCUCAGUGGUAACAUGUUUGCCAAAAUACAAAUUUGUAUAGCAGAAACAUGUUUAGUCAACCUUUAUAAAUAUCAGCCACUAUAAAUAAAAGCUUGAUUGCCUGGGA
This is a messenger RNA of Gasterosteus aculeatus aculeatus (three-spined stickleback), 4753 nucleotides long. Its product is annotated as rho guanine nucleotide exchange factor 26-like. Gene Ontology annotation, biological process: activation of GTPase activity. NCBI's taxonomy places the organism in Eukaryota, Metazoa, Chordata, Actinopteri, Perciformes, Gasterosteidae. The record is from RefSeq and is a predicted model, not a curated record. Gene Ontology annotation, molecular function: guanyl-nucleotide exchange factor activity; protein binding.